Neurospora crassa OR74A is the source of this 1167-nucleotide messenger RNA. RefSeq lists its product as hypothetical. The transcript is spliced from 2 exons. Lineage: Eukaryota; Fungi; Ascomycota; Sordariomycetes; Sordariales; Sordariaceae. Gene Ontology annotation, molecular function: dioxygenase activity. The record is from RefSeq and is a predicted model, not a curated record. Bases 1 to 1167 code for a protein of 388 amino acids.
AUGACUCGCACACUCCCCAGAGCCAGCACCAGAUCUCUCCGCCCCAUCUCAGCCGCCAUCACCCGCCUCCAACCCCAUAGACUCUACCAUGAAACCCCCCACUCUCGAGCCUCUGUCGAAACCGCUCGAUCCCUCAACCCAACCGACCCCUUCGCCAGCCUUCCUCCAGCCUGGUCGGGGCCACCCACCACCAAUUUGAAGGGCAUCCGUCCCCGGUUGGACGUGACCAAACGUGUCUUCAACCCCUCCUAUUACACCGCGAUUGCCGAAAUCAUGAAGCUCCGCUCCAAAUACAUCACCAACCGCUCCAUCUUUGUCGAAGGUUCCGACAUGGUCCCCCUCCUCCUUGGCCUCGGCGCCACUCGGGCCGACUUGGACGCCCUCCAGCGCGUCUCUAACAACCUCUACUCUGACCCGACCUUACCCUUCCGGCGCUCGCGCAACGGCCGUUUCUGCUUCGACUUCUCCACUCGUUCCGUGCGACGGCUCGAGUUCCAACCCUUUGCGUUGUCGGUUGAAGAGGACUUCAAGCGGCAUGAUUCGGGGCAGAUCCGCGUUUUCGAUGAAGUCCAAGACGAGCUGCAGCUCAACACUGCUUUCCAGGCCUUGCUAGUCUUCAAGGGGAUGAUCUGCCAUGGAGUACAGACCACCCAUCGGCCGCGACUGGAUUACUCGUCCGAUAAGUGGGUGUGCACGCUCUUUAACCUGCGCACCGUCACCACCCCCUCCAUCCUGGGCGAGCCGGCGCUGGAGGGCGUGCAUACCGAUGGGGUGGAUCACACCAUGACCACGUACCUUGGAUCGAAGAAUAUGGAUCUGGCGGCUAACAGCGCGGUGACGUUCAUGCAUGAUAUGAACGAGGAGACGGGGGCCAAGUAUACGGAAAUCAAACCGCAGAACUUGAGGAGUAGAGUGCAGCAUAGACACUUUUUGGAUACGCUGUUGUUGGUGGAUACGGAGAAUAAACACUCGUUGAGUCCCGUGUUGCCGUUGGAUGAGACGAAGGAGGCGACGAGGGAUAUGCUGAUUUUCUUUACGAGACGGCCGGUGAAGAAGGGGGAUGGGGGACAUAUAUCGGAAAACAUUGAUUCGUUUAGGCCGCAUGAGGAGUUGCCGAUGGAGGUGCCGCUUUUCUUACCGGGGGCGAUUUACGGGAAGGACGAGUAG